Molecule: messenger RNA, 3279 nt
Organism: Lutra lutra (Eurasian river otter)
Lineage: Eukaryota; Metazoa; Chordata; Mammalia; Carnivora; Mustelidae
Gene: ZDHHC24
Product: zinc finger DHHC-type containing 24
Exons: 3
Coding region: 48-902 (284 amino acids)
Biological process (GO): protein targeting to membrane; peptidyl-L-cysteine S-palmitoylation
Cellular component (GO): Golgi apparatus; endoplasmic reticulum
Molecular function (GO): protein-cysteine S-palmitoyltransferase activity
Source: RefSeq, a predicted model, not a curated record
ACGGAAGCGGCGGUGUACUGGGAUCCGACUGCCGGUGGGUCCGAGCCAUGGGGCAGCCCUGGGCGGUGGGGACCGCGGAGGGGGCGCCCGCGCGGCUGCCUCUCGUGCUCACCGCGCUGUGGGCCGCGGCUGUGGGCCUGGAGCUGGCCUAUGUACUGAUUCUGGGUCCCGGGCCGCCCCCGCUGGGACCCCUGGCUCGGGCCUUGCAGCUAGUGCUGGCCGUCUUCCAGCUGCUCAACCUGCUGGGCAACGUGGGGCUCUUCCUGCGCUCGGACCCUAGCAUUCGGGGCGUGAUGCUGGCCGGCCGCGGUCUGGGCCAGGGCUGGGCUUACUGCUACCAGUGCCAGAGCCAGGUGCCACCGCGCAGUGGGCAUUGCUCCACCUGCCGCGUCUGCGUCCUUCGUCGGGAUCACCACUGCCGCCUGCUGGGCCGCUGCGUGGGAUUCCGCAACUACAGGCCCUUCCUGUGCCUGUUGCUUCACGCAGCAGGCGUCCUGCUCCACGUCUCUGUGCUGCUGGGCCCGGCCCUGUCUGCCCUCCUGCGAGCCCACGCGCCCCUGCACACCGCCGCCCUCCUCCUCCUGCCCUGGCUCAUGCUGCUCACAGGCAGAGUGUCUCUGGCGCAGUUUGCCCUGGCCUUUGUGACCGACACGUGUGUGGCAGGCGCACUGUUGUGUGGGGCUGGGCUGCUCUUCCAUGGGAUGCUGCUGCUGCGGGGCCAGACCACGUGGGAGUGGGCUCGGGGCCAGCACUCUUAUGACCUGGGCCCUUGCCACAACUUGCAGGCGGCUCUGGGGCCCCGCUGGGUCCUCGUCUGGCUCUGGCCCUUCCUGGCCUCCCCACUGCCUGGGGAUGGGAUUACCUUCCAGACUGCAGCAGAUAUGGGCCUCGUGGCUUCCUGAUUCCAGGAAGAGUCAGAGGUGUUCAGGGAGAAGGUAGCAGGAGACGGGGGCUUCUAACUCCUUUUGGGCCCAACUCCAGCCUCCAGUCCCAUCCUUGGCCUUGCCCCUGCCCAGCUUGGACUCCGGUAUCCAGGGCUUGAGUCCCGCAGCUCUGCCUCUGUUGGCCCCCUGAGUAGAGUGGAUGGUUUGGUAAGGGGCUGCUUGCCCAGCCUAGUCACCCCUUUGCUGGGUUAAUAAAUUGCCCACUUGGUUCUCAGACUCCCUCCAUCUUUCUGGGUUUCUGGUCCCUCGCUAUUGCCCGGGCUGCUCUUUCUGGUUUCCUCUGAUUGCCACGCAUGGGAACCACAGAAUGCCUGGCAGCUUAAGGGGCUAGGGCUCUGCCUCCUGUGGCUUUGGUGUGGUGGGUCUGGGGCAGCAGCAGACCAGGGUGGCGCAUAGUGACCAGGGAACGAGAAUCCAACAUCCUCAGGUUCGGUGCUUUACGGCAAGAAGCAUCUCCACCGGGCUGUGCCUCUCGGGCUAAACCGGUUCCGGGGGCAGCAGUUACAAGAGUUGAUGUGGUAAGGUCAUGGGGCAGUGAAUGGAGGAGUCAGGAUUUGAACCCAGAUCUUUGUGCUUUCUCCUUCACCCUUGCUGGGCUGAGGUAAGUGAGUAGCAAAAUCGAGGCAGAGAAAUCAGGUGGGAUGUUCAGGCAUCGGCAGGAUCCUGCUCAGAAGGCAAAGCUCUUCCUCUCUGGGCCCUUCGGGAGCUCCCUGUUAUACGUUUUUAUUUAAAUAUAGUGAACAGCGACGCCUGGGUGGCUCAGUGGGUUAAGCUUCUGUCUUCAGCUCAGGUCAUAAUCUCAGGGCCCUGGGAUCGAGCCCCGCAUCGGGCUCUCUGCUCAGCAGGGAGCCUGCUUCCCCCCCCCCCCUCUCUGCCUGCCUCUCUGCCUACUUCUGAUCUCUCUGUCAAAUAAAUAAAUAAAAUCUUUAAAAAUAAAUAAAUAACUAAAUAUAGUGAACAGACUUCCAGUUAAAUGUGGCAGGUUUAAACAUAUGGGUUUACCUCUGUUUCCUUUUAAAAUCUAAAAUGACAGUAAAGACAUAAAACAUAUAUAUCCACAAGGAUAAAGAAACUAGAAGGGAAAUGAGUAGACCAGAGAGCCUGAUGACAUUCUGAAAGAUGGGAAGAGGAGGCUCAUUUCCUCUCUUAGCAGAGAAUUAGAAGUUAACUCCUAGAGGGAGGGGCCGAGAGGCAGCCAAACUGCGCCCCAGAGCCCUGGAGAGGCUCAGAAACUCCUGGCACCAAGAAGGCAGGGUUUGGAACUAAUAGUAGGGACUGACCCAAAGUCUGUAUGAGAAGCAGCUAGGUCACCCCUCCCCACCCAGGGCCCCCUUGCAGCCAGGCAACUACCCCUCUGAGGUACAGGUGGGGGCCACCUGAAGAAGCUUGGGGUCUCAGGGGAGGGUGGGGGAUGAGGGCCUGGACCAAAAAUGGGUUUAAGUGAGAAAGUCUACAGAUGCUGCCUUGGGUGGGGAAGAUGUCAUCCAGUGACACGGCAGGCUUGUUGCCCAGGAACCCUCAGAGAGGCCCAACCUUCUGACAGGCCCUGUCCAUACCCACAGACCUUUGAGCUGCUAGGACUUCUUGUUUCCCCAAAUAGCAUGUUCAAUUGCUAGUUCUUAACAGUUAGGAAUGUGGCAUGCCUGGCACUUGGUGCUGCACAGAAGCACUGGCCGACUUCUUGUUUCCUCCUCUGCUUUCUAUUGUUUUUAUUAAGUAGUAAAGAGAUGCAAGAAAAUAUUUAUAAAAUAAACUCCCUCCCUCCCCCCAUUUAAGAAAUAGAGACCACUUCCUUUGAAGCCCCCGCUGUGCCCUUCCCAGGUGGAGAAAAAACUCCAAUGUCUGAAUCAUUCCCUUGCUUUGCCUUGUAGUUGUAUUACCUAGGUUUGUAUUGGUUUUGCAUAUGUUUGAAUUUCAUGUAAAUGGAACCAUACUGUGUUUAUUCUUCUGUGAGUUGCCUUUUCACUCAUUAUUACGUUUCUGAGAUUUAUUCAGAUGAACGUGUACAGCUGUAGGGCAUUCCUUCUCCUUGGUGUAUAGUGAGCCACUGACUAUACCACAAUUAAUUUUUCUACUUUGUCCACCUCUAUUGUAUGACUUCCUAAGUCUUGGUCCUUGCUCUUGGUCAUUGCUCUUCCAUAUAAAUUUUAGAAUGCACUUGUCAAGUUCCAGCAAUAAAAAAUCCCUUUGAGAUUGUGAAUGAAACCCAACUGAAUAUAUAUAUCAGUUUGGGAAAGAUCAACAUCCAUAUGAAAUUGAAAUUGCAUUUUUCAGUUCAUGAACAUGGUAUGUCCAUUAAAUGUUUUCAAUAAAGUUAUAUACUUUUUCUUAUAAA